GCCCGCUCGCACCCCGCUGCGCCCCGCGCCUGGUGGACAUGGACGUGGCCGCGGCGCCCGCGGCCGGGAACGGCCCGGACUCCAGGCCCGGGGCGCGGGGGUCUCCGCCCGAGGCGGCGGCGGCGGCGAUGGCUGGAGCGGCGGCAGCGGCGGCAGCGCCCGCGGCAGCCGCCCCCGAGCCCAGGAAGCCGCACGGGGUGAAGCGGCAUCACCACAAGCACAACUUGAAGCACCGCUACGAGCUGCAGGAGACCCUGGGCAAAGGCACCUACGGCAAAGUCAAGAGGGCCACCGAGAGGUUUUCGGGCCGAGUGGUUGCUAUAAAAUCCAUUCGUAAGGACAAAAUUAAGGAUGAACAAGACAUGGUUCACAUCAGACGAGAGAUUGAGAUCAUGUCAUCCCUCAACCAUCCUCAUAUCAUCAGUAUUUACGAAGUGUUCGAGAACAAAGAUAAGAUUGUGAUCAUCAUGGAGUACGCCAGCAAAGGGGAGCUGUACGAUUACAUCAGCGAGCGGCGCCGGCUCAGCGAGCGCGAGACCCGACACUUCUUCCGGCAGAUCGUGUCCGCCGUGCAUCACUGCCACAAGAACGGUGUGGUCCACCGAGACUUGAAGCUGGAAAACAUCCUGCUUGAUGACAACUGCAACAUUAAGAUAGCUGACUUUGGCCUCUCCAACCUGUACCAGAAGGACAAGUUCUUGCAGACGUUCUGUGGGAGCCCCCUCUAUGCGUCGCCCGAGAUUGUCAAUGGCAGACCGUACCACGGGCCCGAGGUGGACAGCUGGGCCCUGGGCGUGCUGCUUUACACGCUGGUGUAUGGAACGAUGCCCUUCGACGGUUUCGAUCACAAAAACCUCAUUCGGCAGAUCAGCAGCGGAGAGUACCGGGAGCCCACGCAGCCAUCAGACGCUCGAGGCCUCAUCCGGUGGAUGCUGAUGGUCAACCCCGACCGCCGGGCCACCAUCGAGGACAUCGCCAACCACUGGUGGGUGAACUGGGGCUACAAGAGCAGCGUGUGUGACUGUGACGCCCUGCACAACUCCGAGUCCCCGCUCCUGGCCCGUUUCAUAGACUGGCACCACCGCUCCACGGGGCUGCAGGCGGAGUCGGAGGCCAAAACCAAGGGCCUGGCCAAGCCUGGAGCCUCCGAGGCCGGGCUGGAGAGGCAGCGGUCGCUGAAGAAGUCCAAGAAGGAGAACGACGUUGCCCAGUCGGGCCAGGACGCGGUGGUGCCCGAAAGCCCCGCCAAGCUGAGCUCCACGCGGCCCAAGGGGAUCCUGAAGACGAGGAGCAGCAGCGAGCAUCGCUCCCACAGCGCCGGCCUCCUCGACGGGGCGCUCAGCCCGGCCCUGCCCUCCACCUUCACGAUGGAGCAGGACUCGUGCCGGACAGGGGGGCCCCCGCCCGGCUCCCCCGAGGCAGAGGUGCCGGGGAAACUGAGCCCCAAACAGUCGGCCACCUUGCCCAAGAAAGGCAUCUUGAAAAAGACGCAGCAGAGAGAAUCAGGGUAUUACUCCUCCCCCGAGCGCAGCGAGUCUUCGGAGCUGUUGGACAGCCACGAGGGCCGGGGGGGCAGCCUCCCAUCGCCCAGCCCCCCCGACCCAGCCAGGCUCACACCUCACAGUCUUUCUUGCCGCCGGAAGGGCAUCUUGAAACACAGCAGCAAGUACUCGGCGGGCACCAGGGACCCGGCCCUCGCCAGCCCUGACGUGCCUGCCCUGGGGUCCUUGCUGGAGCCCGGCGUCCCCGCCGAGGGCCUGUCUCGCAGCUACAGCCGGCCUUCCAGCAUCAUCAGCGACGACAGCGUCCUGUCCGGCGACUCCCUCGACCCACUGGACUUGCAGGAGAACCGCCCGGUCCACCAGCGCAUUCGCAGCUGCGUCUCGGCCGAAAACUUCCUCCAGAUCCAGGACUUUGAGGGGCUCCAGAACCGGCCGCGACCCCAGUACCUGAAGCGGUACCGGAACCGGCUGGCAGACAGCAGCUUCUCCCUCCUGACGGACAUGGAUGACGUGACUCAGGUCUAUAAGAAAGCCCUGGAGAUCUGCAGCAAGCUCAACUAGCUCCCCCUCCUCGCGCGCAGGGGCAGGUGGGGAUGGGGGCGGGGAGCAGGAGGAAGGGGGAGCGGUGACCGGAGCGAACGAGUUGGUUGCCUCAUUGCUGGCCAGCACUGGAGACUGAAAAAAGGAUUUGUGCCAUCUGGCUUGGCCAAGUUUGCAGUCUGGAGCUGGUACCUCCAAGGGAGAAGUGGGCUCUCUGCCAGUCUCGUCGGCUGUCACUCAGAAUUGCGGGGAGGGGGUCUUAAUUGGCGUUGGCUUUCCGCACCUCCCAGAGGACCGGCUGCCUACUGGAGGUGGCGUGGAUCGGUGUGGGGAAGGAUGCAGAAGGGCGAAGGGCGCAUCCUCUUCAAGUAAUCCCAAGUGCUUCUGCAAGGGGGUCAAGAGCGAUGGGGGUGCUCUGUGGGCCUCGUGCAGAGAGCGAGCCCCCCGCGUGGUCACUGAACAAACUUGGUCUGACUGUUUGUGGCUGGCCAGUUGAGGUCGACCAGUAGCUUGACCCUGGAUCAGUGGGCCGGGGAGAGUGGCUGCUGUGUGUGUGCUGCUUUGGGGAGCCCAGGGCCUGGGAAGGAGGGGUGGGAUUGAGUCGUCACAUCUGCAGGGAGUGGGAAGGUCAGUAGGCAUUGGUAAGGGCUAAGAGUCAGCCCACUUGGGGGUCUUUUGGCUCCUUAGCCGUUUGCUUUCCUCAUGUCUAGGUUGAUCUUCAGUACCUCCCAUGGGUGGACCAGAAAAAAGAUGGUGUGGCACAGAUCAAAACGAUGGGGUAGCUAACAGGGCUCUGGUAUUUACAGAGAGGGACGGAAGUAGAUCCACAGCAGCAAGGGGGCAGUUUGUCAUUUUCUUUAAGUCUCAACAUUAACUGGAAUGCUGCCUCUUGGCUUAUCGCCUGCAUUAAUGCCUUGAAGUGGAUGCGGUCAUCGGUCCCUAGACUCUGAAGGAGUAACCGGCUCAACCGUUUGCCCUGUUGACUAUACCAGAAGGUUUCCCUGUCUUUCAAGGGUAGAAUCCUCCCAGGUAGGUGAGUUUGCUUCUAGGGAGUUAGUAGGUAGGUGGAAGAUUUGAACGAGGAAAGGAAAGUCAGGCAGAAGGUGCCUUUUCCCCAGACAAAGGGAUUUGAUGUCUUUUGAGUGUCUAGAAUUUUGGGGGCAAAGGAAGUUUCAUGCAUACAAUGGCUGGUGUUGAAAGAACAGAACGGGUUGGGAGGAAACACGAGAAAGAGAGAGAGCAUUUUUUUUUUCCUUAGAAGUUCAGGAGGUGACCAAGAAGUUUGGGAAGACUCUUACCUUCAAAAUGAACAAAACUGAGUCUCUAUCUUCUAAGCACCCUUGUUACAGGAGACAAGACAUCACUCUCUCCAUGGGACAUCUUUAGAAACUGAAUUUGGAUUAAUAUGGGAAUUUGGCAUGACUAGUUUCUGCUCCCUGGGUUUAUAGACAAACCCUUGUUUCAGGAUGGUGAAGCUAGAAAUAUAAGGACUUAGUUUUGAGGGUUUUUUUUGGGGGGGGCGGGAAACCAACAGACAGUAGUUCACAGGGAGAUGAGAAAUCAUUCAGGGUUGCUGAACAGUGUAUUACAGGAAUUUUCCCAGUUUUCUUCUAUCUGAUAUCAUUUCUUUCUCAACUUCAAUAUAGGUUCAAAGGGAAAAAUAUCUACAGAUAGUAAACUGUGUUUGGGGGCGUAGGGGUCCAAGGAGGACGUUCUGCUACCUCUCAGCUUUCUCUUCCUUCUCUCAUUUUAUGCAUCCCUUCCUGGAUAACCUAUCUUGCCGCCCUGCCAACCACUCAGCCUGGCAGUUGGCCUCCUUGGUAUCUGUGAAUACACUUAGGGAAAACACCUACCUCCCGGUGAUGUGUCUUUUCCUUCUGCCAAAUUAUGGCAUCUGUUUAAUAUUUUCUGUCCAUCUAAUCUGUCAGUUAAAAAAGGACACUAUUGAGUCCAAUCAAUUCUACUUCCUCCACCCUCCCCCCACCUUUCCCCCCAAACACAUGCACAUUCUGUCUGUCAUCAAUAAACCCAGAUGGCGGAUUAUGACAAAGAAAGUUCCCCCUUCAGAGGCGGAGAUUCUGAGUGAGUCCUGGUUUGCUUGUAAACAGCAGGUGGCAGGAGGGUGGGCCAUCUUCGGGGGGACGGCAUGUUUCUUUGUGAGAACUGGCAGGGUGGAUGCCUGCGUCUCCCGGUCCUGCUAGGUCUGAAAACUUCUGCUCCCACGCGCUUAUUCAAGACUUUUGACUGUGUCCACUCAGAGAAAUACUUGGGAGAGAGGGAAAAGCAACGUCGCUGCUUUCUGCCACAGCCCUUUCAUCCCUACCGGCCAACCCCCAGCCCAGGAAGUCGUGCUCAGUUCAUUUCCAGGGAAUCACAAGAGCGAGAGACACUUUUUUCUUUGUGUGUGUGAGCUGGUGGACCAAACAGGAGAUGCCCUGUCAGCUCACCUCUGCCUCUGUGGGCCGUUUGGUGUCUUAGUUUACACAUUCGCCAAAGGAGUAGGAUCAUACUUCUUUUUACAGGUAAAUUUCACAGCAUGAUCAGUUUUCAGGAAGUGCUUCAAGAGCCCAGGUGAAAUGAAAAAUGCUUUGGACUCUCUGAAUCCCCAGCCCUGUUCUAAGGUGCUGCUUCUUCAGGUGAGGGGAGCACUUUUCAGGGUGAAAUUCAGGUGAGUGUUGCCCACGCCUGCUGUCUUGAGUACAAAUGUGAAUGAUUGACUGACUGCUUGUUGCCAAACUGGAAAUAUUCUGUAGGGAUUUACUGGCACGGUAUCAUUCCUAGAGGAAAAAAAAAAAGUGAGAGAGAGAGAGUGAGAGCGAGCGAGCGAGCGAGAGAGAGAGAGAAACUUGACUGCACAUUAAAAAAAUCCAUGUUGUGACUUUUAUUUAAUUUCUAUUUUUUUGGUAAUAAAAAGUUGACUUUUUUAUUUGAAUCUGUCUUUUUUUAAUUUAUUGGUCUGAAAGGCAUUUCAAAGGUAUUAUAAUAAUAUAUUGGUGUAAUUUAAUUGGUGCAACAUGCUUUAUGGCUCCAGUCAAAAUUGGUUUUCACUCAUUUGAUUGGUUUGAGCGCUGAAAAGCUCACAAGAAGGGAAAAAAAAAAAAGGCUGGAUAGCCACCCAAAAUGUUUGUGUUUUCAUUGGAAACUGAUUUCUAAUUUGUGUUCUGUUGUUUUUGGUUAUUUUUUUUGUUUCUGUUUUUAUUUUAAGUUAAAUAAAUGAAAAUGAACUGAACCCGA
Messenger RNA from Sorex araneus (European shrew), 5276 nucleotides. RefSeq names its product NUAK family kinase 1 (gene NUAK1). The record is from RefSeq and is a predicted model, not a curated record. The transcript has 7 exons. Lineage: Eukaryota; Metazoa; Chordata; Mammalia; Eulipotyphla; Soricidae. Gene Ontology annotation, molecular function: protein serine/threonine kinase activity; tau-protein kinase activity; ATP binding. Gene Ontology annotation, biological process: intracellular signal transduction; protein phosphorylation; microtubule cytoskeleton organization. The coding region runs from base 39 to 2063 and encodes 674 amino acids. Gene Ontology annotation, cellular component: cytoplasm.